GAAACACACGUGUCUUGGAUGAUCUAUUUAAACUUUUGUUAUACCAUUUGAAGGGGUGAUUUACGGGUCAGAUUCACGCUUCUCAAAAAUGGAGCCAAAGCACGGAGCUGGAGAUAAAGGCAUCAUUUCUGAGCUGCGAUCCAAACACUCCGCGAGACCGUGGAGUGAGACGCAGCAGCUCGUCCGUAGGUGCUUGCUGACCGCGGCACGCGCCCCUGAAACGGACAAAUCAAAAGCAGACUUCAGUUCCAGUCCACUGCUUAUUAGUUGUCUAUCAAAACUGCAUGAAGCAAUGAACGAAUGUUCGGCGAGCACCAUAAUAUCCAGAUUGGAGACAAUCGCCAUGCAGAGAGGGUUAGGGUCCCACCUGAGCCCUACUGAGUCAACGUGCUAUCUGACCUCAGACAUGUUCUAUGUAGAGGUUCUGCUCUCUGGAAAUGGGGUGCAGGAUGUCAAGUUGGCCCAGCAUGGAGAGGCCCCGGAGUCUUCUGAAACACUGCUUAAGCUUCUAAGGUUAAACAAGUAUGAAGAGUUUUCAACGAAGUUGGACUGCCUGAAUUCCUUCUACAGCAUACCUGGAGACAAUGAAAUUAAGAUUAAGAUCUAUAAUGCUCUUCAGUGCCUGGAGAAAGAUCUGCUAAAGAUAUCUAACUUGCCCAGAUCGUUGGAGGUCUGUGAUGUUCAUGUGGACACGGUUCUCAAUGGAAGAAUCGGCUAUAUUGUUCCCCGGAGAGAAGGAAACCCUGUGACUAUUGAAUACUAUCUGAGCCCAUAUGACAUUCUCAUGGAGACCAAAAAUGCAGAGCAGAUCACCAGUGGUCAUUUGGCCUUGGUUACGCCCGGGACUAUCGGCGGGACACAGAGGCUACCGACGUCAUCCCUGAUCCCACAACCUCCUCAGAUUGCCUCACAGGGGCUUCCAGUGUUUUCUCCCCUGGAGGAGAGCAACAGUGAUGAGCUUCCCUCCUGCUUCCUGCUCAGGCUCCGCCCUCCUCUGGCAAUGCUGUCCUCCAUUGUCCUCAAGGUUCAGAAAAUCACAGGACUAAUCCUCAGUGACCUGAAGUGGAUGCCCUACCCCCAGCUGCUGUUGGAGAACAUUCUGGAGGAAAAUGGCUGCAGUGGUUCUUGGGAAAAUGGGGAUGCUCACUUUGUGCUUCUUCCCAAGAACCAGACCUACAGUUUUGCAUUGUCAGAAGCCGUGGAGAAUCCCACUUCCCUGGAAGGAUCCUUCGUGCGUGAUGUUCCUUUCUCACACCCAGCCCACGUCCCGGCUUUGCUGGAGCUUCUGCGGCACCAGUCUGCCCUCAACACCCUACUGUUCAGCUGCAUCACAUGCUACAGGCCCUGUAAAGCCUCUGAAGCUGAUUUCCACUGUGAGGUAAUUCUAGAGAACGACUCCAGCCUCUCUCUGCACUUCUCCCAAGCCCACAGUGACAGUCUAACUGUGCUCGUGGUGAACGUAGAAGAUUCUCGGCAGAUUAGCUGUAGACUAUUUCCACGUGGCCUGACGGAUGCCCUCACUGAUGAUUACCUUUCUCGGGUCUUAAAAAGAUGUAUGUCUAUUCCUGUCACCAUGAGGGCACUCUACUGGAGAAUAAUGGCGAGUCUCACAGUGGAAACCUCACCUGAAACCUCCACAUUGAUUACAACCGAAAAUGAAUCUCUGGCUGCUUCCACUUCCUGCCCCGUGGCAGAGACAAAUGUUUCGCUUCCUGUUGAGGAGCCAGCAGAAAUUCCGAUGGAACCCUCUGCAGAGGUCUCCGGGAAUGAAAAGACCGCGAUUCUCGCCGCGUCAGUUGGCUCUUAUUAUGUAAUAUCUGCCACGUCACCACAAAAUGUCGACAGUCUCAAUACAGAAACCUCUGUGAAGCCUUACCCUGCCCAAUGUGAUGCGUUUCCUGGUCAGCACUGGUCAACCAAUGAACCGAUGACUAUCUAAGACAAAAAAUGCACGAGUAUUACUGGCAAAUUUGUCUCAUUGAUGGAGGAUAAGAAAUAUUUUAAAGGGUAGCUAUUAAAUAAAUGUUUCAGGUAUUUUCAUUCAGAA
Molecule: messenger RNA, 2047 nt
Organism: Brienomyrus brachyistius
Lineage: Eukaryota; Metazoa; Chordata; Actinopteri; Osteoglossiformes; Mormyridae
Gene: med1l
Exons: 17
Coding region: 89-1939 (616 amino acids)
Biological process (GO): regulation of transcription by RNA polymerase II; cellular response to thyroid hormone stimulus
Cellular component (GO): mediator complex
Molecular function (GO): transcription coregulator activity; nuclear retinoic acid receptor binding; nuclear vitamin D receptor binding
Source: RefSeq, a predicted model, not a curated record